Messenger RNA from Penicillium maclennaniae, 2097 nucleotides. RefSeq lists its product as uncharacterized. Gene Ontology annotation, cellular component: nuclear origin of replication recognition complex; nuclear pre-replicative complex; DNA replication preinitiation complex. The record is from RefSeq and is a predicted model, not a curated record. Gene Ontology annotation, biological process: DNA replication initiation; DNA replication. The transcript is spliced from 8 exons. Gene Ontology annotation, molecular function: DNA replication origin binding. Lineage: Eukaryota; Fungi; Ascomycota; Eurotiomycetes; Eurotiales; Aspergillaceae. Bases 1 to 2097 code for a protein of 698 amino acids.
AUGGAUCCCGACGGUCUAGAGGAUGCUCUGGAGCUGGCCAGAGACAGGUCACAAUACCAGGGCGUGUACGUUUACCAGCCCGCAAAGUCUGGGAAAGCUGCGAGUGAACGCCCUUCGAAGCGUCGCAAGGUCUCAUCUAUCGGCAAUGGAAGACAACAUUCAGACGCGCAUUGCUUCUUGCCAUUGUUGGAUGGAGAGGAGACAGCAGAGUGUGUGCAGCUGCGCCAUGACACCUACAAACAGCUAUGGUCCGAGCAGGAAGACAAGAUUCAGGGAAUUCUCGAGGAUGUCGACGCCGGAGUCCUGGCAGACGUCUUGUCUUUUGUGAGAGAAACAUCGCCACAAACGUGCAAUGGAUGUAUACCCACAGCAUUGGUAACCGUUGGGUCCAACGUGUCUUCGCUCAGUCGAUUACUUUCACGCCUCAACGAUCAAUUGACAAUGAGCGGCGAGGGUGGUGUUGUAGUACUAGAAUCUGGCGACGCACCCAACCUCAAAACAUCUCUGAAAAACAUCAUUCGAGCGGCUGUGACCAACACCGAAGGCAAUGAUGGAUACCAGAUUUUUCUCACGGACCGUUCUGGACCCCGAAUGCUCGGGUACGAUUUGGACCUCCUUCAUGAUCAUAUCCAAAGAAAGGGAACCAAGAGACUGGUUCUUGCUCUGCGAGACAGCGAAGCCUUCGAUCCAGGCCUACUCACUGAUAUGCUGUCACUGUUCAAAUCUUGGCUUGAUCGUAUCCCAUUCACAGUCUUGCUUGGGAUUUCAACCUCUGUGGAGCUAUUUGAGAGUAGACUCCCGCGCUCAUGUGUCGCCAUGCUUCAGGGGAAGCACUUCGAGGUUCAAGAAGCAGGAAAUUGUGUCGACCGCAUCUAUGCGGCCCUUCAGGCCGAACCGAGUGGGAACAUUUGGCUUGGCCGCAAUAUCACUAACACUCUUUUUGAGAGAGCAAAUGAUUAUUUCUUGACACCGGAAGCAUUCAGUCGCAUGGUCAAGUACGCAUACAUGUCACACUUCUUUGCCAACCCCUUGUCCACGUUUUUGGCAGGCUCAGCGCCGUCAGUAAUGUCUCGAGGCCGGUUUUGCGAAGCUAUCAGAAACUUGCCCUCUUUCCGGAUGUUUUGUGAGGAUCUUGUUGAGAGCGGCUCUGGCAAUGAAGUGCCCGCUUUGCUAGAGAAUGACGAGCACUUAUUCGAGCAGGCUCUUAGGCAUUUUGAGGCAGGACAACGAAACAUGCGACAAAUCUUCCAGGCUGUUCGGCUCAUUUAUUCGUGUCUCCAACACACUCAGGGCUCGAAAAAGACCAGUUUCUCUGACCUCUCUGUCUACGCCCUUUCUGGAGAGCUGAGUGAGUCUCCAAUCGUCGACGAUAUGCUGGCUAUUGUGAGGGCUAUAGACUCCGGAAAGCUAGGACAAAUGUUUGAAUCUUUGCCCAAAGAGAUAUUCGACCAAACACCUCUUGGCGAGAUCGAGGCCGAAUUUAGAGCUUUGCAAGAGAAAUUUGCAGAGUUUGGCCCCAUGCGCAGCGAAUACAACAUCAACAACUCCGUGGUAAAGACAACCGUUGUUCAGCAGCGUAUCCAGCUCAGCAAAGGCAAAGCCAAUCUUCCAGAGCAAGAUAUCGAGUACACGAAAGUCCUUGACCUCCUAAUUGGCGCUCUGCAGGAGUAUUUUGCAGAGACCUUGAUCCCGCCUCAGGGUUUGUUCCUACAUGAAGCCUUCCUCUUCGAUCUACGCAAUCCCUUGAAGGAAACAUUUGGACCCCGCCCCCGCUUUGCCAUUGAGCGUGCCCUGACAAGCCCCUUUGACUACUUGUAUUCCUCACCUGAUACCUCUGGGGCUAGAAUAUCUGCCAAGCAACCUGCUACGGCGAUUUUGUAUCAACUCUACCUCGAAUCCGGUGUGCUGGUCAAUGUACAUGACUUGUGGAAGGCUUUCCAUGGUGUUUUCGAGACCGACCAGGGCAAGAAGUGCGAUGAUCGCAUCGUCAUGACUUUAUUCUACGGCGCUUUGUCGGAUUUGAAAUCCUUUGGCAUUAUCAAGAAUAGCCGGAAGAAGACCGACCAUCUUGUCAAGGUUGCAUGGAUGGGUUUGUAG